This is a messenger RNA of Austrofundulus limnaeus, 3739 nucleotides long. Its product is annotated as connector enhancer of kinase suppressor of ras 3. The coding region runs from base 174 to 3170 and encodes 998 amino acids. Gene Ontology annotation, cellular component: cytoplasm; membrane. The transcript has 25 exons. The record is from RefSeq and is a predicted model, not a curated record. Lineage: Eukaryota; Metazoa; Chordata; Actinopteri; Cyprinodontiformes; Rivulidae. Gene Ontology annotation, molecular function: protein binding. Gene Ontology annotation, biological process: regulation of signal transduction.
ACGCGUGGCUAUUCACACAGUUGUUUAAUCGGUGARGGGAACACCGACCGACAAAACCCGCCGACAUUCUGUAAAGUAUGUAACAGAAGAUAGUUAAAAGUUAAAUUCUUCGUCAGAGUGAGUCCUCUCAUUUUGGCAUAUCUUCGAUUGUUUUGCACCUAAACGAAGAAGACAUGGAGCCGAUAACAAAGUGGACUCCCAAACAGGUUGUUGACUGGAUGAGAGGGCUGGAUGACAGCUUACAGCAGUAUGUUGGUAACUUUGAGCGGGAGAAGAUCAGCGGAGAACAACUACUGAAGAUCACGCAUCAGGACUUGGAGGAGCUGGGCRUAGCCAGGAUCGGACACCAGGAACUUGUUCUGGAGGCCGUCGAUCUGCUCUGUGCUCUGAACUAUGGAGUGGAAACGGAUAACUUGAAGAAUCUGGUGGUGAGGAUGAGAGCUGCAACCAGUAGUUUACACAUGGCUACGUCCGACCGCAGAAAAAGCCCAGCAUAUGAUGGCAGCAGCUCCCGCAAACCUCAGAACGACUUUCUUACCUCCGUAGUGGAGCUGAUCGGUGCUGCUAAGAGCUUUUUGGCUUGGCUCGACAGGACACCUCUUACUGGGAUCAGUGACUUCACAGCCAYCAAGAACAAGAUCAUUCAGCUGUGUCUGGAGCUCACCACUACAGUUCAACAGGACUGCAGCGUUUACGAGAUGGAAGAAAAGAUCCUUGAAGUUUCCAAGGUUUUGAACAAUAUCUGCGAUCAGACCGUGAGAACCACAUCUGACCCCCUCAUGAGCCAGUCUGCGUGCUUGGAGGAAGUCCAGCUGACUGACAUCAAGCCAGGCGAGGGUCUGGGAAUGUACAUCAAGUCUACGUAUGAUGGUCUACACGUUAUCACUGGAACCACCGAACAUUCUCCUGCAGAUCUAUCAAGGAAGAUCCAUGCAGGAGAUGAGGUGAUACAAGUCAAUCUGCAGACUGUGGUUGGCUGGCAGCUGAAAAAUCUUGUUUUUAAGUUGAGGGAGGACCCCAAAGGUGUGGUUCUACUACUUAAGAAGAGGCCCACCGGCACAGGUGGUUUCACCCCGGCCCCUCUUAAGAACAUGCGCUGGAAGCCUCCUGUACCACAGAAUAAUUCCUCUCUGAUCAGAGCUCAGUCUCCAUGCGGUUCAGCUAAUGGAUCAACCAAAAAGGAGAAGCCAGCAAUCCUAGACUUGUACAUUCCCCCUCCUCCUUCGAUGCCAUACACCCCAAGAGAGAUGAAAACAGAUUYGAUAUCAAACAUCAGUAAAAUACCAAAGGGCUCCGAGUCACCCAACUACUUCCUGGACCAGAAGAGCAGAAAACGCAACUCGGACAUGGAAYAUGACAAGUUCGGCUCCGGUUGUCCAAUUGAAGCUACGGUGAUGCAGCCCAGAAUGAGGGAACAUAGGCCUUCACGUGGUAAGCCACGGCCGCUGUCGAUGCCAGCUGAUACGUGUGUUAAAAUAGCUGAUACAUAUGCUAAACCCUGGGCACAAGGCAGGAAAGGUGAGGACCUGCUCUACAGAUACCUGAGUAACGAGCGGAUCCCCACCAUUGCUGAAGAGGUCCCAUCAGUAUCUUCGCCAUACAGGCCUGCAGCGGAGCGUCACCUCAUCCGAGUGGACCACGUCCGGGGCAGCCGCUACUAUUCCAACUCAGACCUCCACAACAGCGCCACCAUCCCCUACCAGGAAGACAUGAAAAAGGCCGCCGUGACCUCCAUCUCAAAGCGGGCGCCGGCAGAACGCUCACUACUGGAACCUGGCUGGUUCUCCAGCAGUGACUUCCUGAACCGAUACAAUCAACCACAUUUCCGAUCUUGGUCCUUCUCUCAAGCCGCUGUUUUCCCCAUAUCCGUCACACCUUCAAUGGCUGCUGAUGACUACAACCCUGUCUCCCUGCGACACAAACCAAAGAAGAAGAGCAGAGGAGGCGAUGGUAUAAUGAGCAGGAGGCGCGUGUCGGUCAAAGAUCUUGGUCACCCGGACCACCAGGGCUGGCUGUACAGAAAGAAGGAGGGAAAAGGCUUCCUGGGGAUCAAAUGGAAGAAGUACUGGUUUGUUCUGAAGAAAACAGCUCUGUACUGGUACACCAAUCAACUGGCAGAGAAGGCUGAGGGCUACAUUGACCUCACCAGCUUCGUGAUAGACGUUGCCACUGAGUGCAAGAAGAAACAUGCGUUUAAAGCRUGCCAUCCUAAAGUAACAAUGUUUUAUUUUGCGGCUGAGAAUCACGAGGACAUGAACCUAUGGUUGAAUAAACUCGGGCUAGCAGCCAUUCAGUAUGGGCGCACAGAUCAGAGCCCUGCAGCAGAGUGCUACAGUGAAGCCAGUGAUCAUGAAGAAGCUGAAAGCAUAGAGAUCCCUCCUCCACCUUACUCUGAACAGACUCUGCGGGGCACAGUAAACGUGUCGGACCCACCUGGCAGCACACAUCAGGGUACGCUUCCUCCUCCGUACUCCACCGCCGUUCCCAGCGACUCGCUCUCCUCCCCCGUCAGUACGAUGACGUCGCAGAGCUCCGCCUCCUCGCUAACCAAGCAGCGGCAGUCCUGGUUGGAUCUGGUGUCGCAAGCGCCUCCGCCGGCCGCGGAAACGGCGGUGGUGUGCUCGGUCCAGGUUCACUCGCAGGCAGCCCCACGGCAGGAGGCGAACAAGGGGGCAGUGUCGGAAAGCACUGCUCCUCUGGGCUCCUCUCGGCCUGACGAGGAGACGCCUGCAGCACAGGGAGAGAAACAGAAAACUGUCUCAGGGCUUCCAAAAGAAGCUGAUCGUGGGAAUGGCUCGGAUGAGUUGGAAAGGCUGUAUAUUCAUCUGAAAGAGGCCAGCCUCUCGCCAAUAGGAGACCGUAAACCCUCUACAAAAAGGGAGUUCAGGGCCUCCUUUGUAAAACGCUGUAAAAACCAGACCGUUAACGAUAAGCUGCACCAUAUCAGGGCUCUCAAUAGCACAUUAAAGUCAAAAGAAGCGGAUUUGCAGGCAAUAGAACAGGUGCUGUCAAACCCAGAGCUUACCUCAGACAGGUUCAGGCAGUGGAAGGAGGCGAAUGCGCUCCUGAUUCAUGAAAUUUGCGUCAAAGACGACCACGAGGAGGCGCCAGAGGCUGUGGAGGCUGCAGAACCGGCUGUUGAUGCUCCUUUGUCAGAGACAGGUUUAUAGACUGAGUUUGGACUUUAAGGACUUUGUUAUUGAAUCUUAUGUGAGACAUACACACUGUUGUGAUUUAGUGAGUUGACUCUUCAGUUCCAUGUAGAGGAUUAGCGAAUGCCUUUCAACACAUAACUGGAUCUAUGAAGUGUUUUUAGUUCCAGCUUGGACAUGGAAACAGCUAAUAAGAAAACUAGAUUUAGUAUUAUUUUUACUGUUCAGCUUGUAGAAUUAGCUAAUUUUACAAGUGAGUGUUUUUAUGUUGUAAUUUUUUAAAACAUCUGCAUGAUCCCUUUUUGUGUGAAACAAUGGAGUAUUUUGAAACUGGUCUGCAUGGAAACACUGUUUUUUUAAGGUAUAAUUUAUCUACUUUGGAUUUGUCUGUAGAGAACAAAUUCUUGUUUGUUUUUUUAAAGAUGUUGUUUGCCAGUUAUUGGUGCCAUGCACCAUCAAUGUCUGUUACACAACAAUCCCACAGCAAGGAUUUGUUUGGACACUUCAUGAUAUAAUGUCAUAUUAGUAACCUUUUCAAGACUGAAACUACGCUUUGUACUAACAAAAUAAAUAAGAAAUCCUGAUCA